AUGUUCAGAAAACAAAAUUUAUAUGUUUAAAUGAAUUUUAAUCAAAUUAUACGUUCAAGAUCAAAAUCACCUGUUCGCUAAAUUCCAAGAACCUGUCAUGUAUCAUAUUUCAAAGUUAAAGAAUAAAGACGAAAUCAUUUUAAAAAAGAAUAUUUCUUUUAAUUAGAAGCAACUUUUCAUAAAAUAAGAUAGUAAUUACUAAAAUUCGCAUUAACACAAAUUCAUCAAAAACUUGAAAUUGAAACUUAGAAAAUGAAGAUUAUUCAAGAACAUAACAACUAGAAAAUAUUAAUGAAAGCAUUAUCUAAAUGGAGUAGAUAAUACAAAUAUAAUAAAAUGAGUUAGUCGUUAAUUUCUUCUCCUACUUUUAGCAACAAUUUUAAAUCACCAAAAUAUUCUGUAAGUGAAUUUAAAACAUCUUCUACUGUAAAAAAAUAACCAACUUUAACAACUAAAAAAGUAUGGAAUGCUUUGAUGAAAAUUCAUAGAAAUAAUUAAAGACUUAUAUUUACCUUAUAUAAAAUAUUUUAGAUCUAGAAAAUAAAAAAGAAAAAAACUUUGUAUAAAUGGUAUAAGAGAACUUACAAAAGAUUAUUAUUAAAUCAAAAAUUAUUCAAAUUGGUGUAAAUAUUCAAUAAAUAAAUUACAAAAUAUCUGAAAGCAAUAUGA
This is a messenger RNA of Paramecium pentaurelia, 669 nucleotides long. NCBI's taxonomy places the organism in Eukaryota, Ciliophora, Oligohymenophorea, Peniculida, Parameciidae. The record is from the annotation of a GenBank genome assembly.